AUGGAAAGGCUGGCCACAAAAGACCGACUAGUGAAAUGGGGAAUAACAGAUUCAGCUAUGUGCCCUUUAUGUGAUACCAUGGAUGAGAGCCAUAAUCAUUUAUUUUUUGAGUGCUCCUACUCAAUGAGAGUAUGGACCAAACUCCUGAAAUGGCAAAGCAUAACUAGGACUGUAAGACGAUGGCAAGAAGAGAAAUUGUGGGCAACUAGCAACGCAUCUGGUAGAAGUGUGCAGGCAGAGAUCUAUAGGAUGUGUCUAGCUGGGGCUGUUUACCAUAUAUGGCUCGAAAGAAAUGCUCGGGUGUUCUCACAAGGACAGAAGGAAGACAAGGAUUUGGUCAAAAAGAUUAUCCAGGAAGUCUUUGUGCGUGCAACCAUGAAUAGGAAGAUUGCUGCCAAGCUAGCCCAAAUGAAUUACUACCCUUGA
This is a messenger RNA of Lycium ferocissimum, 426 nucleotides long. RefSeq lists its product as uncharacterized. The record is from RefSeq and is a predicted model, not a curated record. The coding region runs from base 1 to 426 and encodes 141 amino acids. NCBI's taxonomy places the organism in Eukaryota, Viridiplantae, Streptophyta, Magnoliopsida, Solanales, Solanaceae. The transcript has a single exon.